ACAAACCAUCAUAUCUGUUAAGGCAGAAAAACCCCUGCCAACCAAAAGACAAAUAAAAGAAAUAUUAGGUGUCACUUUGUCUGUGUGUGUGACAUUUUGCUUUCAAUUUUACACUACGCGACCCGUGAUUGUUGCCUAAUUCGCGGAGUCAAGGCGGACAGUUUGCUUUUUGAGUGGAAAAUCACCGCGAUUUCACGUGCCGUCGCCCGAGAGCAAGAUAAUCUUCGUGCUGAUUCCCCUCAAUUUUGCGUUGAUUCACCGCGAUUCCCCAUGAUCGCAGUGGAUAUCAAAUGACAUCGAUGAUUCGCCAAUUUGUAGUCAAACUUUAACUGAACCAUGUAACUGAAAUACUGUAGAAAAUUGAGGGAAAAUUCAAACAAACUACCAGUAAUAAAUGAAUCUGAAAUACCAUCAUAUAUUUAUUUUAGUGAAUAGUGUCACACUUUACAUCAGAAAUUUUAAUGCUCGGAAAAAUUCGCACUGGUACCUUAAAAGUGAGACAAGAUGGCGUGCAUAGACAUGGAUGUGAUAAGGGACCUGCCUGGCUACAAGGUCAUAUUGAAAGCAGUUCUCAAGGCACAGAUCCAGCAACUGAUUGACCAGCUGGCAGCGUGUACUGAUGAGGAGUCCGUUAUCCUGACAGCCAGCGUGUCUGAUGGAUCUCUCAGCCACCUCGGGUCAGAGUCUGGAAAAUCUUUCCUCCAGGAAAAUGAUGAUGUCAAGUCCAAGUUUCUUGGAUACUGCCUGAAAAGGUUCCAUGUGAAGGCGCAACAGGAAAGAGAACAGCCUUUGCCAUCGUACGGACUGGUCCAUCAGUCACGUCAGACCCAUCAUCAUGUGGGCGCGACACGGGCAAAUACCCACACAUUCCAAAGACACCAGCCGUAUCCGAGCAACAGGAAGGCCUUCAAGUCAGCCAGUGAUAGCCCAGUAGUUCCUCUUGCAAUAGUGGCCAACACUGCCAGAUAUGCCAAAGAGACCAAAUCUUCUGUCUUAGCUACUGAAGGUACAAAACUGGAUGAGGAUGGUGCUACUGUGUCCCUGAAUUCUGAAAAACAGUCUGACGCAAAUGAAUCCCAUUUCCCUGACAGUGACACACAGAGUAACAAUACAACAAAGGUGGACGGACACCUUGUCAAGGAAGAUAAACCUGCUAAUGAGGAAGGUGAUAAGGAUGACAAUCUUAUGGGUGUCAGUGUGAAUAUUGAGUCCGGGGUGGACUCUAAGCAGGACUCAGACUGGGACCCGGAUGAGUCUAUGGACCUCGCUCAGUAUUCGACAGAGGCCUCCGGUAGCUCACCAGGGCAGACCAUGGAGGACCCUAUGUCUCAUCACAAUGCUGCAUCUACUAACACAGACGAGGUCGAGUUCAAAAUUCUCACUGGGACACAAACAUCGAAAGGUCCCCGCGCCUGUGAACAGCACGUGUGCGACGUCUGCUCGAAGAGUUUCACGUUCGCGACCAACCUGAUACGUCACAAACACCUGCAUAGCAACCAGAAGACGCUGAGCUGUCGCUACUGCGAGUACAUGUGUACCCGGAAGGACCACAUGAAGCUGCAUAUCCAGUCUAUGCACAAAGACCAGAACGACCCCGGCGACUUACCUGUCGACUCCCGACAGGAAACACAGAAAUCACCGCAACAAUAAGUUUACUCACACAGUUGAAGUUAAAAGGGUUUUUUGUUCGAGUCACUAGGUCGGACGGUUUUUCCAAGUAACUGUUUGUAGAGCGGAAUACUUCCACUUCGGCGAAUCGAUUUUAUUGAAACUUCAAACCACUUUUGUGAAUUGAUUUUAUUAAAACUUAAAAUAGGGUAUCAUCACGAGUUUUAAAUCUCUGUUAUGCACUUGAUAAUCUUGCAUAUUCCUCAGUUUUAUUUGCCCUUGAACGUAUUUGACGGAGCGGUUGGUGGUUGUAAGUCAGGUUGGUGUCAAAGCUCCAGUUAAUGUUCAUUCUACGGGGCGGUUGGUGGUUGUACAGUACAGCUUGACAAAUCCGCGCUGCCACCGCGGGCAAACGCGCUCUAGGGCGGAAAAUCACAGCGAUAUUGUUUCUUGUUCGCGGUGUUUUUUCGGCGGUCCUCACAAAAACGCCGCGAACACUAUCACAGUUAGAAGUCACCGCGGAUCGUCGUGGACUUUUCGCGGACCGCGGUGGACGCACGGCGGAUCACGGUGGAGGUUUGUUAUAAGAAAAUAUCAUUCGAGAAAAGGUUCAUUAUAAAAAUAUAUAACAUACAUGUUAACAUUGUACCUUUGUUUUGUUUGUGGUGAGUAAAUGACAUUCCAUCAAAGACGACUCUACGCAAAUGCAUUAAAAACCAUUUUCCCAGAGCGAGGCCACUAAAGGAAUACAUGGUAUUUGUGUCAUGAAAUUAAGCUAAACAGACAAUUCUGAGUGUUGACCAUCUUGGUACAGAAGUUACAUUUCCCUGUCGGGCUAUGGAAAUUUGUAUUUAUACUUUAGAUUAUGCAAAAUUAAAGUAAUAUGUUGUUGUUGUUUU
This is a messenger RNA of Dreissena polymorpha, 2507 nucleotides long. RefSeq names its product zinc finger protein 271-like. The record is from RefSeq and is a predicted model, not a curated record. Gene Ontology annotation, cellular component: nucleus. The transcript has 5 exons. The coding region runs from base 505 to 1650 and encodes 381 amino acids. Lineage: Eukaryota; Metazoa; Mollusca; Bivalvia; Myida; Dreissenidae.